AUGGUGGCCGGAACCAGAUUACUAUUGGGGAAGAUGAAGACAGACAGAUACUCGAGAGGCAAAACCAACAGGACUUACGGAGAGGCUGAUGAUGAGAAACGCACCCGUGCAGAAGCCGCCGACGGGGUUUUCGGCCUCAACAAAACACCUGCCCCACCCACCUCAGGCACAAUAACCUCCAGUCCCAGAGCCGCAGCCACCGUCCGAGAGGACGCCGCCGGCGGGCCCCGGGGGAGCCGGGCUCUCAGCGCCGGGCCUCGGGACCCACGGGACCUGUGUCCCCGCGUCCCAGAGGAGCGUCCCAUUUCCCGAAGGGAAACCCAAGCUCGCAGCCGUGGCGGGGGCGCUAGGAUCAGGUGGGGGCGGGGCUACGGGCCGGGGGAGGAGCCGGCGCGCGGGCGUAUGGCGGUUCUUUUGACUCCGCGGUUUCGCAGCCUUGGCAGCCAGAGCGAGCUUGCCGGCCCAGGACGGCGCGGGUCGAGUUCCGUGAGUCACAGAGGUGGCGUCUGCCGGAAAAGGAGGACAGGAUGUUCUGGUCCUUUUCAAGCUACUCAGCUAUGGGAUAGUAUUAUUCACUGCCUUCAGACUCAAGUGGAAAUAAAAAGGAGGAGGCAUCAUUUACGAACAUACAAAGAUUGUUUUACUGGUUCUGAUGCUGUUGAUGUAAUAUUAAGUCAUCUUAUGCAAAAUAUGUGCCUAAGUAGUAAUGAUAUCUCUCGUCUUAAAGGAGUUCGUCUUUGCCAAGUUCUAAUGAAUCAUAAAGUAUUUCAACCAGUAGGAGUAAAGCUAUUCAAAAACAAGAAGGAAUUGGAAUUUGAAGAUUCAAACAAUAGUCUCUACAGGUUUCUAGGCAAUAAAUCAUCUUAUGUUUUUUGCGAAAGAAAAAAGGAUGCCGAGAAUGGGUUAACAGAUAAAAUAAAUGCAAAGGAAUCUUUAAGACCAGAAGAUGAAAUGAUUUCAAAUCCUGUAGCACAAGAGAUUGGUGAGGAAAGAAUUAAGGAACUUACGCCUACAAUGAGUGGGAAUCUGGCUUUUCCUCCAAAUAUCACAGUUGGCAAACCUGUUCUUCCACUUUCAAAAGAAGCUAUAGAAGAUGUUUGGAAACAACAAACAUUGUUACGUAUUCUUCAACUGAUUCACCUUCCAUUCUUGGAAAAUAUUUUGGAGCCACCAGUUAAAACACAAAAUCUUCAAUUAAGCAAAGAGGAAGACCUUGUUAUCUCAAAUACUUGUCUAGACAGAGAGGUUAUUCCAAGCAUCUGUGUACUUGAGAUUGAUAGCUGGCUUAAUGCAGCAAUUGAAUGCUUGGAGUAUUUCCCUGACCAGUACAUAGCUUCCGUUAGUCAGCAGUUAGUGCAAAACAGAAAUGAAGAGACCAGGCUGAGUACACAAAAGAAGAUACUUUUUGAUGUUGUCGUAAAAUACUAUAAUCAAGAGAGAGAUUGCCUGUUAGCCAAUGAGUAUUUUGAUAUUCUUUCAGGGAUUAUUGAACUUUUAGAAAAUGAGAAAAGAGCAGAAGCACUUGAAGCAACACAACUAUAUCUAAGAUUGUUGUUGCCCAACAUUAGAGAAGAGUUACGGCGGCUGCUUACUUUUAUGGCUAUUGCAUCAGAACCUAAUGCCUACAAGUUACAAAAACAGAAUGAUAACAAAACUGUUGUCCUGAAGACUCUUGCCAAAGCAGUUUUGCAAACCAAGUCAUUAUCAAAAGUACGGGCAGAACAGCUCAUCCGGUUCCUACUGGAAUAUCACUCCGAGCUCCUCAAGACACCAGUUACUUUAUUGGACCUGGUUAGUAAGAAACUGAAGAAGCUGCAAUGUGGAGAAGAUCCAGAUGCGGAAUCAGGCUUCACAUUUUGCCAACGCCUGACAUACAAGGAAUUUGAAAAACACAAGGAAAGGACAAUUCAAUGUCUUCACCAGUUGGCUCUUGAGAUUAAUAGUAACUCCAACAUCUCUUUGAAACAAAAAAAGAAAUUAAUUAAGGAAUUUGAAAAACACCAUCCAGAAGCUUUGCACUGACAUGUGGCAGAGCCCUGGCCAGUGUGUUCAGUGGUUAGAGCAUCAGCCCACAUGCCGAAGGGUCUCGGGUUUGAGUCCUG
Miniopterus natalensis is the source of this 2102-nucleotide messenger RNA. It is a transcript of the gene DEPDC4, whose product is annotated as DEP domain containing 4. Gene Ontology annotation, biological process: intracellular signal transduction. The record is from RefSeq and is a predicted model, not a curated record. Lineage: Eukaryota; Metazoa; Chordata; Mammalia; Chiroptera; Miniopteridae.